Messenger RNA from Solea solea (common sole), 1334 nucleotides. RefSeq names its product pleckstrin homology domain containing, family F (with FYVE domain) member 1 (gene plekhf1). The record is from RefSeq and is a predicted model, not a curated record. The transcript has 2 exons. Gene Ontology annotation, molecular function: phosphatidylinositol binding; metal ion binding. Lineage: Eukaryota; Metazoa; Chordata; Actinopteri; Pleuronectiformes; Soleidae. The coding region runs from base 15 to 809 and encodes 264 amino acids.
UCUCAGAUGCAACAAUGGCUCAACUAUCAUUCCUGAGGGAGAACAUGGAGCGUAUCCAAGCAGUGGAGAAUUCAUUCGGUCCAUCUGGGCGGCCUCUGUCUAAGCCGGGCCGGGUUCUGAUGGGAGAGGGUCACCUGAUGAAGCAGAACCGAAAGAAGACUGAGCCGAAGGUCUUCUUCCUCUUCAACGAUAUUCUGGUGUACGGCAGCGUGAUUCUGAGCGGCCGCUGGCACACCAACCAGAGGAUUAUACCGCUAGAGGACAUUCAGCUGGAGGACAUGGAGGAUGGUGUGGGAUGUCAGAACCAGUGGUUGAUCCGUACACCACAGAAGUCCUUCUUUGUGUCUGCUCCUUCUUACAAAGAGAAGCGGGCCUGGAUGGACCACAUCAAAGGCUGCUGUGACAGUCUGCUGAAGGGCGGCACCUGCCGGCCUGGCGCCACCUUUGCUAUGUCUUGGAUCCCGGAUCGCGCUGCUUACAGAUGCAUGCGCUGCUUGAAGAGAUUCACGGCCACCAUUCGCCGACACCACUGCAGGAAAUGUGGCUUCGUGGUCUGCAAUGCAUGCUCCACGGCGCGGGAAGUGAUAGACCACAUUCACCCGACUAAGAAACUGAGAGUCUGCCGCCACUGCCACUCAAAGAAUGGAGAAGAGGAGAUGUCUCGCAACAGGGUGGACAGCAUAGGGAACUGCUUAGUGGUGGAGGAUGUGGCAUCAUCAAGUGGUAGUGAUGAGGAAGAAGAUGAUAUGAUGUCAUAUCUCCCUCCCGGUAGCUGGGUGAACGCCGAGGUGGAAAUCUGGGGACCAUAACCUGGAACCUGGCACCUAUUAAUCCAGCAACCGCUGCAGCCUUAUUGACCAAAUGCAUUAUAAUGAAGCACAUUUGACUUUUGAAUGGACUCAGUGAUGAGAAAAUGUUGAUACAAAGCUGUUUUUGUAAAUACAGUAAAAGUGUUUGAGAUCAUAAUCAAUUAAUGUGGUCCAGUGAAGGGCACCCCACAUUCCUUUUGCCUUGAGCCCCCAAAAUCCCUUGAAACACCCCUGCUCAUGGGCAUCAGUGUACGGUAACAUGAUAUAUGAUAUAUAUAUAUACUGUAUAUAUACAUAUAUGUAUGAUUUGUACACAUUUGCUGCUAUCAAUACUAGACUUUUUUACGCUUUACCUUUUUUUGUGUAUUUAAGAGUAUUUUUGUAUAUUUAUUUAUUUAAGAGUAUGAUAAUUGUUGUUUGGAGUCAAAGGAACCCACAAGUUUGAUUAAAAUCAUGUGUGUAUGUAUUAGUCACUGUUCACAUGUGGAUAAUCAUUUUUGAACACAAUAAAAGCACUGAAAAACA